Manihot esculenta (cassava) is the source of this 8646-nucleotide messenger RNA. Its product is annotated as U3 small nucleolar RNA-associated protein 20. Lineage: Eukaryota; Viridiplantae; Streptophyta; Magnoliopsida; Malpighiales; Euphorbiaceae. The transcript is spliced from 31 exons. Bases 168 to 8345 code for a protein of 2725 amino acids. The record is from RefSeq and is a predicted model, not a curated record. Gene Ontology annotation, cellular component: 90S preribosome; nucleolus; small-subunit processome.
ACCAAACACAUUGCUUGCUGUCACUUGUAAAAGGCCCCAAAUUAUUCCUUUGUCUCGUGCCGCUUUGCAAUGCACUAGAAAAGCCUGGGAAAGGGUUUAACGCAGGGUUUAUUCAAAAUCUGCAGGUCCAAAUCGUCAACUAAUCCAAUUCCAGAAGAGAUUUUACCAUGGCGACACCUUCGCAUGCUCACGCCGUCAAGUCACUGAACAAAUCGCCCGGUCGCCGGCGCUUCGUUUUCAAGACUUUCUCUCAGAGAAUAGAAGACGUCGAGAUUGAUGUCUAUCGAAGCCUUGAUAAAAUUAAGCUUGAGCCAUCUGAGGGGUCUUCUUUUUUCCGGGAUUAUCUCGUGGAAUGGAGGGAGUUGAAUACUGCAGAGGACUUCAUCUCAUUUUAUGAGAAGAUGAUGCCCUUCGUACAGACAUUACCUUUAGUGCUAUUACACAAAGAAUCAAUUUUGUCAGAACUUCUUUCUAGAUUGCAAAUGAAAGCUCGACUAUCGCUUGAGCCCAUUCUCUGGUUAAUUGCAGGUCUAUCUAGAGAUCUGUUGGAGGAUUUUAUCCCCUUUUUGCCUAGGAUUGUUGAUUCAUUCUACUCUCUUCUCAAAAGUGGUGCUGAUAGGGAGCCAGAGACCAUUGAGCAGGUUUUUAAAUCAUGGUCUCAUAUUUUGAUGUAUUUGCAAAAAUAUCUUGUGAAGGAUGUUAUACAUGUGCUCAAGGUGACAACAAAGUUAAGGUACUACCCGGAGUGGUACAUACAAGAAUUUAUGGCGGACGCAACAUCAUUCUUGCUAAGAAAUGCUCCUAAAGAGCAACUUAAAAGAGGCAUUAGAAAGAUUGUGUUUGAAGCAGUGAAAAAACCGUUGUCUUCUCGAAAAUCUGGAGUCAUUGCUUUACUUUAUCAUAUCAUCAAAGGACCUUCAUCAAAAUUUCAUUCAAGAGCUGGUUGGGUAUUGCAGCUAUUGACAGAAAAUUCUAUGUUCAAUAUUGGUGAUAAGUUCAAUGGAGAUGUGGACACAGUUAUUGAAGUUCUCACUGCCACCUUUAAAAGAUUAUGUGAGAAUUUAGGACAGGAGGAGUUAAAUUUGAUGUGGAAUUGCUUAUACCAGAGGGUAGAUGACUCUGUUAAUGAUGGAGACUUCCAGCAUCUAAGUUGCCUUCUAACACUGCUUGUAUCAAUUGUCCAGAUCAAUAAUGGGAUGAAAGUUUCUGAUUACCAGCCAAUGAUUGAAUGCGUAAGGUCACUUGUUCAGAAGUUCAUUGUCCCUUCUAGCAUAGUGGUGGGAGAAGACAAUUCUGAAAUUGUUGAUAAGAUACUGCAGUUAAUGCUUUGCAUCCUUGAUGGGCUCAAAAGUUCCAAUGAUAUGUCUUCUAUCUCUAGCUGUUUAUUGCAGUGGGCUCCAGUUUUUGCAUUGAGAAACUCAAGUGUUUUAACAUUUAUUAGGGAACUUCUGGAAAAGGAUCCGUACAUAUUACAUGAAUCCAGAGUUAAUAUUUUAAGCGCAAUGAAUGAUUUAAUAGAUACUGCACAGGAGGAGGUUGUAUAUCUGAUUUGUUCAUUCUGUGAGAGACUGCAAAACGAUUCUCUAGUUUCUAGAUUCUUAGAUGGAGCAUCUGCAGAUGGUCUUUCAAGAAUUCGCUGUUUUUUACAGGGGGCCAUCUGCUCCUGGAUUGGGGUGAUCAAUGAUAUUACUUGUGGUAAUCCAUUAUCUACCACAAUUGAUGAGGGCAGGUUGGCUCUGUUCUGGGGAGUCAUCCGUUGCUAUCCUCAUAUGAUGGAUAUCCGAGAAAGAUCCAUCCGAGAAAGUUCAUCCUUGCUAAUGGAUUUGAUAGAUGCACUUAAUUGUCUUUUGAUGAUUGAAUCUGAAAAUUUUGCUGGUGUUCCUAAACGUACUUGGCAAAGCCUGUUGGGUGCUGCUCUAAGUUCCUGUUACAAAGGUAGCAAUAUACAUGGGCUAGAAGAAACAAGCAAAAUUUUGCGUGUUGCAGAAACCUGCAAUUCAUCCUUCCAUGUGUUAUCCGCUGUUGCUGAUUAUUUGGACCAUGUGUAUGGGUCGAUGAUGGAGGCAGACAAUCACUGCAGAUCUGAUCAUCCUAAGUUUGAAACAAAUAGGGCUGUGGAUGCAUUAGGCAUUUUUGCUGAUAACUUGUGCAACUCAGAUAAGGCAAUUCGUGUUGCAACCCUAAGAAUUUUGUGCCACUAUGUAUGUCUUGAAUGUAAAAAAUCUACCAAUGAUGAGCGGCCUGAGAAGAUAAUGAAAACAGAAGGUUAUCAGACUCACCCUGCAGAAGAUCAUGGGUCUUGUGGUGUUGAUGUUCUUCAGCUGCUUCUCUCCAUUGAAGCAACUCCUCUUUCAAUUUCUACCAGCAGGAAAGUUAUCCUGUUAAUAUCUAAAAUACAGAUGGCCAUCUCUGCUGGAAGAUUAUCUGAAACUUAUAUACCCAUAAUUUUGAGUGGAAUAAUUGGGAUCUUCUAUAACCGUUUCAGUUAUCUAUGGAAUCCUGCAUCCGAGUGCCUUGCAGUUCUGAUUGGGGAAAAUGUUGCACUUGUAUGGGACAAAUUUGUUCAUUAUUUUGAAAGUUGCUUAUCUACAUUUCAGUCAUGUCAUAAUAAGCCUGAUGAACAAAAUGCUGAAUUGCCUUACAAUUCAUGUGACCUGGUUAAGUGUUUUACUUCGUUUGCUGCUCCUACAUCUGAUAGCACACCCUAUGCAACUGUUCUGUCCUCAUUGCUUCAGUCUUUACAAAAAAUUCCUUCUGUUGCUGAAUCUCGUUCUCGACAAAUCGUACCGCUGUUCUUGAAGUUUUUGGGCUACAACAAUGAACAUCUUCUCAGUGUGGGAUCAUUCAAUUCAGAUGCUUGCAAAGGCAAGGAAUGGAGGGGUGUCCUCAAGGAAUGGUUAAACCUGUUUAAACUUAUGCGGAAUCCUAGGGCCUUCUAUAGGAGCCAGUCUUUAAAAGAUGUUCUGUUAAUCAGGCUCAUGGAUGAAAAUGAUGCUGAAAUCCAGAUGAGGGUUCUUGACUGCCUCUUUACUUGGAAAGAUGAUUUUUUACUGCCAUAUGAACACCAUCUGAGAAACUUGAUCAGUUCAAAAGCUUUGAGAGAAGAACUAACAACGUGGAGUCUGAACAGAGAAUCUCUUCUCAUCGAAGAAGGGCACAGAGCUAGUCUUGUGCCUCUAAUUAUCCUUAUUCUGGUACCAAAAGUGAGAAAAAUGAAGAUACUUGCCUCUAGGAAGCAUACAAGUGUACAUCAUCGGAAGGCAGUUCUUCGAUUCAUAGCUCAACUUGAUGUCAAUGAGAUUCCUCUUUUUUUUGCAUUAUUAAUAAAGCCCUUGCAUAAUAUUUCAAAGGAAGCUGAUGGUACCCCAAAUAUAUUUUGGACAUUAUCUAAAAAUUCUUUGGAUGGAUUUCAACCAUCAAAUAUUUUGAAGUAUUUCACCUUGGAAAAUAUCAUGGCACUAUCUUGGAAGAAGAAAUAUGGUUUUCUGCAUGUCAUUGAAGACAUCCUCCGAAGUUUUGAUGAAUCACAUAUCAGACCUUUUCUCGAUCUGCUCAUGGGUUGUGUUGUUCGAGUGCUGCAAAGUUGCAUGUCAAGUAUUGAAACUGCAAAGGGCGGUGGAUCCUCUAUGGAAAGUCAUUCUGAUGUCGGCCUUGGAUUGCAUAAUGAUGACAGUACUGCUGUAAAUCAAGUGCUGACCAGCUCAUCACUGAAGCAGUUGAAGGAUUUGAGGUCUUUGUGUCUGAAAAUUGUGUCGCUUGUUAUUAACAAGUACAGUGAUCAUGACUUUGAUUGCGAAUUCUGGGAUAUGUUCUUUGCAUCUGUAAAACCUUUAAUUGACAGUUUCAAGCAGGAGGGUGCUAGUAGUGAGAAACCAAGUUCACUGUUUUCAUGCUUUCUGGCUAUGAGUAGCAGUCGCUGCCUUGUACCACUUUUGUCUAGGGAAAAGAAUCUGGUUUCUGAUAUUUUCUCAAUUCUAACUGUCACUACUGCUUCUAAGGCUAUUAUAUCUUGCGUUCUUAAGUUCAUUGAGCAUCUUCUAGAUCUCAAUGAAGAGUUGGAUGAUGAAGACAAUUCAGUUAAGAACGUUCUACUUCCAAACUUUGACAAACUUAUCAGUAGCUUGCACCGUCUCUUUCAGGGCGAUACUGCAAACAAGAGGAAACUGGCCAGCUAUCUUGGGGAGACACAUACUAGAAUUUUCAAAUUGUUGUCCAAGUAUAUACAAGAUCAAUUACAGUCAAGGAAGUUUUUGGAUAUCUUACUCCCAUUGUUAGCAACAAGACAUGAAGAUUCUGGUGUCUUUGUUGAAUGCUUGCAAAUCAUUCGAUACAUAAUACCAGUGUUAGGAAAUGAAUGUACAACCAAAAUUCUGAAUGCUGUCUCUCCACAUCUUAUUUCUGUUGAGCUGGAUAUGCGGUUGAACAUCUGUGAUCUGCUUUCUGCUCUCGCUAAAGUUGAUCCUUCUGUACUUGUUGUGGCAAAACUUCUUCAAGAGUUGAAUGCAACCUCUGCAGUGGAAAUGACUGGCCUUGAUUAUGACACCAUAAUCAGCGCAUAUGAAAAGAUAGAUGUUGAUUUGUUCUAUACCAUCCAAGAGGAUCAUGCAUUAGUUCUCUUGUCACAUUGUGUGUAUGAUAUGUCAUCGGAAGAAUUAAUUCUAAGGAAUAGUGCUUACAGAUCAUUGCUUACUUUUGUUGAAUUUUGUGCCUUAAUUCUUGAUGGAGAGGUUGAGAGUCAAUACAAAAGCCAUCAAGUGAUCCCAACAGGUGGCAAUUAUUGUUGGACAAAAGCAUGUGUUCAGCGCAUAAUAAACAAGUUCCUUUUGAAGCAUAUGGGGAACACAAUGAAGGAGGGAGGUGCAGUUAGGAAGGAAUGGAUUGAGUUAUUACGAGAUAUGGUGUUGAAACUUCCAGGGAUGGAGAAUCUCAAUUCCUUCAAAGUACUGUGCUCUGAGGAUGCUGAGCAAGAUUUUUUCAACAAUAUUAUUCAUUUGCAGAAGCAUAGGAGGGCGAGGGCAGUUUUACGCUUCAGUAAUGUUAUCAGGCAAAAGAAGAUGUCAGAGGAUACCAUGAAUAAGGUGUUUGUUCCAUUCUUGUUUGGUAUGUUGUUUGAUGUACAAUGUGGAAAGGGAGAACAUAUCAGAACUGCAUGCAUUGAAGCUCUCGCUUCAAUAUCUGCUCAGAUGGAAUGGAAGGCAUAUUAUACCUUAUUGAUUAGAUGCUUUCGGGAAAUGAAGUCAAAUGUGGACAAGCAGAAAAUUGUAGUGCGGCUGAUUUGCUCUAUAUUGGACCAGUUCCAUUUUUCACAAAACUGUUCCUGUCAAGAAAACAAAGACUCUGCAGAUAGCAUUUUAGGCUCUACUGCAACUGAAACAGGUUCCUUAAUUACACUCCAGAAAUGUGGUGGUGGUUCUUCAGCUACACUGCUUAAAUGUACUUCCUCUGUCAUAAACCCUGAAAUACAGUCAUGUCUUCAAAAAACUGUGUUCCCAAAGAUGCAAAAAUUACUGGAUUCUGAUUCUGAUAAGGUGAAUGUCAAUAUCAAUGUGGCUGCACUGAAAGUACUGAAGUUGCUUCCAGUGGACAUAAUGGACUCACAACUUCCAAGUAUCAUUCAUCGCAUUGCAAACAAUUUAAAGAGUCGUAUGGAAAGCAUCCGUGAUGAAGCUAGGUUUGCUUUGGUUGCUUGUUUGAAGGAACUUGGGCUGGAAUAUCUGCAAUUUGUAGUUGGGAUUUUGCGAGCUACCUUGAAGCGAGGAUUUGAGCUCCAUGUUUUGGGGUAUACUCUUCAUUUUAUUUUGUUGAAACUUCUUUCAAAUCCAAUAUUUGGAAAGUUGGAUUAUUGUUUGGAAGAUCUCCUUAAUGUGGUGGAGAAUGAUAUCCUUGGAGAUGUUUCUGAGGAGAAAGAAGUAGAAAAAAUUGCUUCUAAAAUGAAAGAAACUAGGAAGCUGAAGUCCUUUGAAACCUUGAAGAUAAUAUCCCAAAACAUAACAUUCAAAACCCAUGGCUUGAAACUUCUUUUGCCAGUUAAAGCUCAUUUGCAGAAGCAUCUGACGCCCAAAGUGAAAACCAAGUUGGAGAAUAUGUUAAAUCACAUAGCAGCUGGUAUUGAAAGUAAUCCAUUAGUUGAGCAGACUGAUUUAUUUGUUUUUAUAUAUGGGUUUAUUGAAGAUGGGAUCAAUAGUGAAGAUGGUCAAGGUGAGAAUUCUUCUGGUGCAGAAGCGACACUUGCCAACAAAUUUGAUAGGAAUGGAAAAAGAAUUUCUGCUGGCAAAGUUAUUGGAACUAAGUCAGUGUGCUCGCAUCUGAUUACUGUUUUUGCUCUUGGGCUAUUCCACAAUCGAUUGAAGAGUCUGAAAUUCGAUAAAAGCAAUGAAGAACUUCUAUCAAUGUUGGAUCCCUUUGUUAAACUGCUUGGUGACUGCUUGAGUUCUAGGUACGAGGACAUUUUGUCUACUUCACUUAAAUGCCUUACUCCACUUGUAAGACUACCUCUGCCAUCCCUUGCAUCUCAGUCUGAUAAAAUAAAGGUGACACUACUGGGUAUUUCUCAGAAUUCUGUGAACAACAAUUCUCUGAUGCAGUCAUGUCUAAAAAUGUUAACUGUGCUUUUGCGAAGUACUAAUAUUACUCUUUCCUCGGAUCAACUGCAUCAGCUAAUUCAGUGUCCACUAUUUAUUGAUCUUGAGCGGAAUCCCUCUUUUGUUGCCCUCUCACUUCUAAAAGCAGUUGUGAAUCGCAAGCUGGUUGUUCCUGAGAUCUAUGAUAUUAUGAUUCGCAUUGCAGAGUUGAUGGUAACAAGCCAAGUGGAUUCAAUUCGGAAAAAAUGCAGUCAAAUUAUAUUACAAUUUUUACUAGAUUAUCAUCUUUCUGGAACAUAUUUACAACAACAUUUUGAUUUUCUGCUGAGAAAUUUGAGCUAUGAAUAUUCAACUGGAAGAGAAUCUGUACUUGAAAUGCUCCAUGCGAUAAUUGUCAAAUUUCCCAGGAACUUUCUGGAUAAACAUGCACAAACACUGUUUAUCCAUUUGGUGCAAUGUUUGGUUAAUGACCGUGACAAUAAAGUUCGUUCCAUGACCGGUGUAGUUUUAAAGCUUCUGAUUGGACGUGCAAGUCCUCAUCUACUAGAUUCCAUGCUUGAUUUUAGUUUAUCUUGGUAUACGGAUGAAAAAAGGCGGCAAGUUCAGAGCACUGGUGCACAGGUCAUGGGACUAUUGGUUGAGGUCAUGAAUAAUAGCUUUUAUAAGCACAUCAAUAGUAUAUUGCCUGUGAGCAAAACCAUUUUGCAGGCUGCUGCCAAUGUUGUCAGCGAGAGUCCAACGCUAGAUCAUGAAACUGUUCCUCUCUGGAAAGAAGCAUAUUAUUCAUUAGUUCUGUUGGAGAAGAUCCUACAUCAUUUUCAUGAUCUCAGCUUUGAAAGGGAUCUUGAGGAUAUAUGGGAGGCAGUAUGUGAAUUGCUCUUGCAUCCGCAUCCAUGGUUACGCAACAUAUCAAGUCGCCUUGUGGCUUUUUACUAUGCUACUGUGACUAAGGCCAGCAAAGAGAGUAAUGAAAAAGCACUGGGAACUUUUUUCCUUAUGAGGCCACAUAGGCUUUUUAUGGUAGCUGUUUCUCUUUGCUGCCAGCUAAAAACACAAGUCGUUGAUGACACUGUUGAAAGUCUGAUCACCCAGAAUCUUGUCUUUACAAUUUCUGCUAUUCAUUCUCUGAUGGGAAAAGCAGAAUCUGUGGAUCCUUCUACAUUCUGGUCUGCGCUUGAACAGCACGAACAGGGUCUACUUCUUAAAGCAUUUCAGUUGCUUGAUUCAAGAAAAGGAAGAGAAAUCUUUUUGAAAGUUCUCUCUGGUGUCCGUGACCAAGAUGAUGGGGACUGUUGUCAUAAUCUCCAAUACUUGCUCCUCUCUAAUUUGAUUAAAAAAAUGGGAAAAAUUGCUCUACAAAUGGAGGCUACUCAGAUGAGGAUCAUCUUCAAUACUUUUGGAAAGAUUUCUUCACAAAUAAAACAGGAUGAGUUACAGAAGCAUGCAUUUGACAUGCUGUUACCCUUGUAUAAAGUUUGUGAAGGAUUUGCUGGGAAAGUUGUCACUGAUGAACUGAGACAGCUAGCACACGAGGUUUGUGGAAGUGUGCGGAGUGCUCUUGGUAUCCAAAAUUUUGUACAGCUUUAUAGUGAUAUAAGGAGAAAUAUGAAGGCAAGGAGAGAGAAGCGGAAGCGAGAGGAAAAGGUCAUGGCUGUUGUUAAUCCAGUGCGUAAUGCUAGGAGGAAAUUGAGGAUUGCAGCAAAGCAUCGUGCCCACAAGAAAAGGAAGAUAAUGACGAUGAAAAUGGGAAGAUGGAUGCAUUGAAAUACUAAGAAAUGUUAUUCUCCCAUUUUUCAAUUAAAACUAGCUGCUUCCAACUUCUUUUGGGAGUGCAUUUUUCAUCGAGUCUUGGCAUAUUAGGCUUUUGUCGAGCUACCUAAAAUUGUAUAGUAGGUAAAAAUAGGUUUUCAGCAUCUUCCUAAUUGUAAGUAUGGCAUUCUAAAUUACCUAGUGUUUUUAGAAAAUUUCAGAUGCAAUUGCAAUGAACAAGUGAUACAUCCUGUCCACAAAAUUGGGUCCGGAAUCUAAAUUGAUAGAGGAAUGAGGUCAUUUUUACCUUGUCAAA